AUGAGUGUGGCGGCGUUAGAAGAAAUUCAAUCGUGGAACUGUAAAGACUCUUUAUCAGGUGCAUUUUUACUUUUAAAUGGUAUUUGUCAAUCUACAUUUAUUAUUUCAUUACUUUGUUCAGAAAAAUUAUUAGCUUAUACUUUACCAAUAAAAUCCGAAGUAUUAAAAAUUCUUUCUGAAAAGGGACCCAGGAAACUUAAAUUUUAA
Messenger RNA from Macrosiphum euphorbiae (potato aphid), 207 nucleotides. NCBI's taxonomy places the organism in Eukaryota, Metazoa, Arthropoda, Insecta, Hemiptera, Aphididae. The record is from the annotation of a GenBank genome assembly.